GUACUCAGUGUGUGUGUGUGUGAGUGUUCUGCACACAGGAAGAGGUGGCGCGCUAUGUUCGACUGAAAUGUGUGAUGUGUGAUCAGGGGGGAGCCGCCUGAAAGCUGCAACAAGGCCAAGAUAUUGUAGCCUGUAGCCCAUUCCGCGCCGGGACAUCUCACGCUGGCAAGGUGGGCGCUGCACUGGCUGGAGACUCCAUGUAGCGGCGCGGCCCCAGGCACAAGAUGGCGGAUCUGUCAUUGUUCCAGGAGGAUGUACAGGAGGAAAUAGAUGGAUUUGGUGUGGAUGACUACAGCUCAGAGUCUGAUGUGAUUAUUAUACCUUCAGCCCUGGACUUUAUCUCGCAAGAUGAAAUGUUGACCCCUCUUGGAAGACUGGACAAGUACGCUUCAAGCGAGAACAUAUUUAACAGACAAAUGGUUGCCCGAAGUCUGCUGGAUACAUUAAAAGAAGUCUGUGAGGAUGAGAAGGAUUGUAUUGCUGUUUUAGAAAGAGUAACAAGGUUGUCUGAGGAUUCAGAGCCCACCGUGCGUGCUGAACUUAUGGAACAAGUGCCUCAUCUUGCAAUGUUUUGCCAAGAAAACCGACCACCUAUUCCACAUGCUUUCUCCAAAUACCUUCUGCCUAUUGUAGUUCGAUACCUUGCUGACCAGAAUAACCAGGUUCGAAAGACUAGCCAAGCAGCUUUGCUUGUGUUACUUGAACAGGAGAUUAUAGAGAGGUCUGAUGUUGAAAGUAAAGUGUGCCCUGUCCUAAUUGAUCUCACUGCCCCUGAUAGCAACGAUGAUGUCAAGACUGAAGCUGUGGCAAUUAUGUGUAAAAUGGCACCAAUGGUGGGAAAAGAUAUCACAGAGAGGCUAAUCCUCCCGAGAUUCUGUGAAAUGUGUUGUGACUGCCGAAUGUUUCAUGUUCGAAAGGUUUGUGCAGCCAAUUUUGGCGAUAUUUGCAGUGUUGUCGGGCAAGAAGCAACAGAAAAAAUGCUGUUACCGCGGUUUUUCCAGCUGUGUUCCGAUAAUGUUUGGGGCGUCCGGAAAGCCUGUGCUGAAUGCUUCAUGGCUGUAUCCUGUGCAACUUCUCAAGAACUCCGUCAAACCAAGUUGUCUGCUCUCUUUAUUAACCUAAUUAGUGACCCUUCUAGAUGGGUCCGCCAAGCUGCCUUUCAGUCCCUAGGACCCUUUAUAUCCACAUUUGCAAACCCAUCUGCACAGUUUUUCAAAGAAGAAGAAUGUACGAACACCAUGAAUGAAAAAUCAAAUGAAACAGAUGAGAGUAAUUCCAAAAAGGCCAUAAAUACAACUGAUGAGAAAGUGUUUGUGGAUGCUGACAUUGCAACAGAAGACUGUACUGCAAGUGAUAGCCUUGUUAACUUUAGUGUGCAGUUAGAAGCAGACAAUGAAGAGGAAUCCGAUAGAGCUUCGAAGGACACUGUUCACCAGCAUAACAUUCUUUCACUUUGCACUUUGGAGUCUACAGUUGACUCUGAAAUAUUGGAGCAGAACUGUCCUGGCACACAGGCACAUAUAUUGCCAGAGGUAGAGACUGCAAACCGUGCUAUGAGUGAGCAAGAGUUAUACAACUCAUUCCAUUACUGGAGGACUCCCAUCCCUGAUAUUGAUAUCGAUUUGGAGUUGCGACAGUCCGAAAGUAAAGCAUGCAGCACUGAAAGACAAGUUCACAAAGAAUCCUCCUUAGGGUCUCCCAAUAUCACAAUGGCUACUAGGAAGGAGCUGGAGGAGAUGAUAGAAAAUCUGGAACCACAUAUAGAUGAUCCUGAUGUUAAAGCACAAGUUGAUGUCCUUACUGCAGCCCUAAAAGCAUCCAGCCUGGGAACUCGGGAAGAAUCGAAACUGUCUUUCUUAAACAUGGAAAUAGGUUAUCACCAUGAUCUGUCUGAGCCAGGAAAGUUCAACUGUAAGAUCUCCCGGAAUGACUGUGCUCCUCUUAUAAGUGAUUCUGUUGAGUGUAUACAGUCCACAUUGCGCUUCAUCCAUAACGAUUCUGAUUUAAGCACCUUCAGCCCAGAUGAGGAGAAAAAGUCAAAACUACAAGAUGUUGUACCUCAAGCCAUACUGGAUCAGUAUUUAUCCAUGACUGACCCAUCUCGUGCACAGACUGUUGAUACAGAGAUUGCCAAACAUUGUGCCUAUAGCAUUCCAGGGGUAGCUCUCACAUUAGGCAGACACAACUGGCACUGCCUCAGAGACACUUAUGAGACGCUGGCAGCUGACAUGCAGUGGAAAGUGCGGAGAACUCUUGCUUUCUCAAUUCAUGAACUUGCAUUGAUACUUGGUGAUUCUCUGACUGCUGCUGACUUGUUACCCAUCUUCAAUGGAUUCCUGAAAGAUCUGGAUGAAGUUAGAAUAGGCAUCCUAAAGCAUUUGUAUGACUUUCUGAAGCUUCUCCAACAGGACAGAAGGAGAGAGUAUCUUUAUCAACUACAAGAGUUCCUGGUCACGGAUAAUGUUAGGAAUUGGCGCUUUAGAGCAGAACUAGCAGAGCAGCUCAUUCUGCUUCUUGAACUGUACAGUGCUAGAGAUAUUUAUGAUUACUUACUGCCAAUUGCUGUUAAUCUGUGUGGAGAUAAAAUCUCUUCUGUUCGUUGGAUUUCCUAUAAGCUGGUGAGUGAAAUGGUGAAGACAUUGUACCAAGCUUCCAGCACUGUACUACUUCUAGACCUUUUGAAUAAACUCGUGGAGCAGUUUUGUCAAAGUCUUAAAUGGUCCGGACGGCAGACAUUUGUUUUCAUUUGCCAGGCUCUUAUUGAAGAUGAUUGCCUUCCUAUGGACCAGUUUGCCAUUCAUGUCAUGCCUCAUCUGCUGCAUUUAGCUUCAGACAGAGUUCCCAACGUGAGAGUCCUCCUUGCAAAGACCUUGAAGCAGACCCUUCUGGAAAAAGAAUACUUCCUGACCUCUGCCAACUCUCACCAGGAAGCAGUGGAACAGACCAUUAUGGCUCUACAGAUGGAUCCUGACAGUGAUGUGAAAUACUUUGCCAGUAUACACCCUGCUAGCACCAAACACACCGACGAUGCCCUGAGCACAGCCUCUUCCACGUACUAAACCGCUUCCCUUUCUACAAAAGACUUUCUUAAACUUUAAACACACGGCAGCAUUAUCACUGUCCUUUUUCUUUCUUUCCCUACUGUAUGUUAGGAGGGAAGAGUAACUACAGACUCUCAGAGGAUAACCACCAAAGCCUUAAUUCUUCUGUCUUCCUGAGAUAUCGUGAAACUUGAAUUGGUGGAUGGGUUCAUUUAAAUUUGCUAGGGAGGAAGGAAGUUAUUCCUAUUCGUCUACAAUUCUGAAUGCUGAAAUCAAUGCUAAAGGCAUGGCCAGUAUAGGAAUAUAGUUUACAUUGCUGUGCCGAUUAGCAGGGGAUAUGUUUUGGCACUGGCAGAUGUUAAAGAUGGGCUACAAGCAUUUUGUUGUAUGGCACAUUAUUGCCCAGUAAAAAAGCCUCAAACUGCAGUGACUCUCCCUAUAAUCUUCCUCCAAACCAUUGUAAAGAAUUUCCAGUAUUGGGUGCAAUUGGAGUUUUAUUAGAGCUAUUAUUCCCCCUAUGUUUCUUAACGUGUGAAUAUUAUUAUUAUUAUUUUUUUUUUGGGGUAUGUGUGUAAACAGACAUGAGAAGACGGGAGUAGUAUUUUCCUUAAGGGCUCAGUGCUAACACUACAUUACAAACUGGUUUUAAUUCUUUAAUGCAGCAUAUUGCUGUACUUAUUGGCAGGCAACGUUGCUGCGAAGCGCCUCUGCUCUAAUUCGUUUUCACGCUGGUCACGACUUCAAGGAAAUGUAUUCGUUCAAGCGCUUCAAGUCAGGUUUUUUUAACUUGAUCCCGUUCACUUGCAGUGUUCAUGUACAUAUCUGCCUGUGCUCCCUGGAGUGCUGCAGUCUUUAAUCAUGUUGGAAUACAAGUAGAUUUGCUUGUCUGAAUAAAAUGUAAUACGUUUCAAUA
Xenopus laevis (African clawed frog) is the source of this 3954-nucleotide messenger RNA. It is a transcript of the gene ppp4r1.S, whose product is annotated as protein phosphatase 4 regulatory subunit 1 S homeolog. The record is from RefSeq and is marked provisional. NCBI's taxonomy places the organism in Eukaryota, Metazoa, Chordata, Amphibia, Anura, Pipidae. Gene Ontology annotation, cellular component: cytoplasm. Gene Ontology annotation, molecular function: protein phosphatase regulator activity.